Ilex paraguariensis (yerba mate) is the source of this 1094-nucleotide messenger RNA. Lineage: Eukaryota; Viridiplantae; Streptophyta; Magnoliopsida; Aquifoliales; Aquifoliaceae. The record is from the annotation of a GenBank genome assembly.
CCUAAUAUCGUUGCGAGCGACCCUGAGCGAUCGUUUCUUCAACUUCUACAUCUUCGCCGACUAAUAGAAGAUGAAGUUCAACAUCGCAAAUCCAACGACUGGGUGCCAGAAGAAGCUCGAAAUAGAUGAUGACCAGAAACUCCGAGCUUUCUUUGACAAGAGGAUCUCACAGGAGGUCAGUGGAGAUGCACUGGGGGAGGAGUUCAAGGGCUAUGUAUUCAAGAUUAUGGGAGGCUGUGACAAGCAAGGUUUUCCAAUGAAGCAGGGAGUCUUGACUCCAGGGCGUGUUCGUCUUUUGCUACAUCGAGGGACUCCUUGCUUCCGAGGAUAUGGUAGGCGAAAUGGAGAGCGCCGAAGGAAAUCUGUGCGCGGGUGUAUUGUUAGCCCUGACCUCUCUGUUUUGAACUUGGUCAUUGUUAAAAAGGGUGAGAAUGAUUUACCUGGACUGACUGAUAUUGAGAAACCAAGGAUGAGAGGUCCCAAGAGGGCAUCAAAGAUCCGGAAACUCUUUAACCUAUCCAAGGAAGAUGAUGUCCGGAAGUAUGUUAAUACUUAUCGCCGCACCUUCAAUACCAAAUCUGGGAAGAAGGUCAGCAAGGCUCCUAAAAUACAAAGGCUGGUAACUCCCUUGACUCUGCAAAGGAAGCGAGCUAGGAUUGCUGACAAGAAGAAGAGGAUUGCAAAGGCCAAAUCUGAGGCAGCUGAGUACCAGAAGCUUCUCGCCACCAGGUUGAAGGAGCAGCGGGAACGGCGUAGUGAGAGCUUGGCAAAGAAGAGGUCCAGACUCUCUGCAGCUUCUAAGCCAUCUGCCAUUGCGUAGGGCAUUGGGAUAUAAUCCUUGGUUUUGGAUGUUUUUUGAUGUCAUUGCUGAGUAACAUAGUGUUACAGUAAUUUUUACUUCUCUUUGGAUGGCAAGUUCAUUUGACUGGCUGUUGAGUACUGCUAUUCUACUUAGAAGAAUUUUGGAUUGUUGUUUUAAAUUUGAUGUCAUCAUAUGUGGUCUUGUCACUCCAUUUGGCAUUUGUUUGGGCAAUAUUUGUUGUUGAUUAAGAUGGUGGAUUCCAUCUGCUGUGUGUUUCUUGAUUGCAUUUGGA